Calliphora vicina (urban bluebottle blowfly) is the source of this 3838-nucleotide messenger RNA. RefSeq names its product insulin-like peptide receptor. Gene Ontology annotation, molecular function: protein binding. The coding region runs from base 767 to 3829 and encodes 1020 amino acids. The record is from RefSeq and is a predicted model, not a curated record. NCBI's taxonomy places the organism in Eukaryota, Metazoa, Arthropoda, Insecta, Diptera, Calliphoridae. The transcript has 7 exons.
UUCAAUUACAAAAAAUUUAUGAAGACAACUUAAAAAAUUUAACAAGUUCAAAUACUACAAUAACAAAAAAAGAUCACCACAAACAACAACAACAGCAUAAAAAUGUGUAGGAAUACGAGUACAUGACAAAAAGUCAUAAAUUUUGGGCAAAAUAGUGAAGAUAAGAUCAUUUUGUUGGAAAACAAAAGACAUCGUCAUAUAAGAACUGAAAAUAGUGUAAACAAAAUCUAAAUAAAGCGUGAAACAAGAAGCAAUUUGCAACAAAGUUGCACAGAAAGGGAAACAAAACUCAACGUAUAAGUAACGUGACAAUUUACGUUCAGCAUACUUUAAAAUACAGACAGACAGACAGCAACGAUCCCACAAGAGAUCAUCUGCCUGAAGUCAGGCAGGCAGGCAAAACAAAACGUUAAAUUGGCUGGGUAUUAAAUGUCAACUUGAAUUAAAGUCCUGCUUUUGAGACCAACGAAAAAUAAACACAAUUGCUUGUGGGAAAAAAAGCUAAAAGAUUUAAGCUAAACAAACCCACAAAAAAAUGUAAUGCACUGUUCCUGAAUCAAAGUCAUACUCUUGCAUACAUUGAAUAACAAGUGUCAAUAAAUUGAUAGCUCACGUGCCACACAAAACAGGCAACGCAACACGACACCACACCACACCACACCACACACAACAACAACAACAUCACAUCCCAGAACAGCCAGCCCAACAACAACAACAAAACUUGUUGCUCCAGUUAAGCAAAAAAGCUACAAAAAACCACAGAACAAUGAAGUACUCAACAGCUGUUGCCCUCAAAGAGAAGGACAAUGAUCAUAAUAACAAUUCUCCAGAGACCGGCGUUUUUGUAACACAUUCUCCUACAAAAACAAGUUCUAAAAAUAACUCCAGCAACAUGUUGUUAAGCCACAACUACACCACCACCACAACAACAACAUUACUCACCAUGUGUCUGGUCUCUCUGCAUUUCACGCAACAAUGUUUAGCUACAUUUGCGGCACCAUCAGCAGCAGCCACAGCAACAUCUGCUAAUAAUUUUGAUGUUUUCAAAUCGCCACCAGCCCCUUAUGAAUGCGGCAGUUUGGAUUUACGCAAUAACUGUGAUGAUUUUAUUAAACUAAGCAAUUGUACGGCUAUAACGGGAUUCCUGGACAUUGCCCAAUUGCCACGCGCCUCUGCCACAUGUGAUUUUAGAGAAUAUCGUUUUGAGAAUUUAAGGGAAAUCACCGAUUUUCUCAUUAUAAAUGAUGUGCGUAAUUUAAGCAGUUUUAAAAAUAUGUUUCCUAAUUUAUCUGUGAUACGUGGUCAGCAAUUGUUUGUGAAUUAUGCUCUGGUCAUGACGUCAGUGCAUGAUUUGGAGAAGAUUGAAUUCAAAUCCUUAAUUGCCAUACAAAGAGGACAUGUUUUAAUUGAUGCUAAUCCAAAACUGUGCUACACCGAAAAGAUCAAUUGGACUCGUUUGACCUUAAGGCCUGGAAAAAACACAAUAUUUUUAGAUAAUAAAGCUAAAUGUCCGUUGGAGGCCAAAUGCAAUGGCUGUAAAAGAGACUCAUGCUGGUCCAAUGAUGUUUGUCAAAAACUUGAAAAUGAUAGUGUCAUCUCACCUAUGCAAGACACAAGUGAGUGCCAUGAAUUAUGUUUGGGCGGUUGUUAUAAUCGCACGGCUCAGGGUUGUGUGGUCUGUAAGGGCUAUACGGAUCAUGGUACUUGUGUGAGGGAAUGCCCCCUGGAUAAAUAUGCCUCCAGACACUAUUUAAGAUGUUAUACACGCGAGGAGUGUGUUAAUAAAAAGAAACAAUUAAUUUUUAGAAAUACUUGUGUGGAUUCCUGUCCCAGUGGUUAUAAAUUGAAUAAUGCCACCAGGGAAUGUGAUUCAUGUGGAGGCAUAAAUAAUUGCUUAAAGGUGUGCCAUGAUGCGGAUUCCAGUGGGGUUCUAUACAUUGCCAACCUAAUGGAUACCGAUAAUAUAAGAGGCUGUCAAAUAUUGAAUGCCACUGUCAUGGUGAAUAUCAAUGAGUUUUUCGAUCAACAGGAAUUGGCAGACAACUUGAGAGAUGUACAGGAAAUUAUAGGACAUUUGAAAAUUAAUAGAUCCCCUUAUCUAACGUCUUUGGAUUUCUUUCAAAAUCUGAAAAAAAUCCAUGGUGAGGUGUUGGAAAACAAUAAUUAUGCUUUAAUCAUUUAUAAUAACAAUAAACUAUCUGAGCUGUGGAAUGUUAAGUCAGGUUUUGAGAUUUUGAAAGGUGGCAUGUAUAUACAUGCUAAUGAUAAGCUGUGUAAUCGUCGUAUACGACAAUUUCGGGAACGUGUCAUACAUGACAACAGUCUCGAUUCAUUUCAGACCAGUGAUCAGGAGGUAUUGUGCUCACCGGCCAAAUUAAAUUUAUAUGUAGAGGUUCUAAAUCAUCGUUCCAUAAAAUUCUAUUGGUCCAAAAACCAAACAUUGGCGGAGGUGGAAAUUAUCUAUAAACCCUUGGCGAAUAAAGAGCAAGUAGUGAACGAGAAAAGUGAACUAGAUACAGAUGUGUGUAAUAGAAUCAAUUGGCGUAGAGAACUGAAAUUCCAGCAUGAACUGCAAGAAAAUUCUACCCAUUAUAUUUAUAUAGUACAAAACUUGGAACCCCACACCAGAUAUGCUGGCCUAGUGAAGACUUUUAAUGGCGAAGACGAUACACAAGAGGCAAGAAGUGAAAUAAAAUAUGCCAUUACCCAAUUCGAUAUACCAACAGCUCCCAAAAUCUCCCUUAAGGCCAAAACCUAUGAUACAUUACAAAUAGAAUUUUCACACGAUGAUGUUACACAGGUAAUAGACUUUUAUAUGUUGGAGGUAUAUGGAAUACCUGAUGAUAAGGAAAUGCUGGAUAGGCGCGACUACUGUGAUGAACCGGUUUUGAACUAUAAAGAUAAUGGUCAAGAAGACUAUGAGGACUGUUGUUCGAGAAGAGAAGAGGAGAGAAAAGAUCACAUGUUUUUAUCUCAAUUGAGGCAAGAGUUUGCCUGCUCUCUGGAUCGUCCACUGUACUGUCAAAAUAAUACUGAGAAAUUCAACAAAACUAAAGAACAUAAACCCGUUUUAACAAAACGUUUUGAAGCUUGGGAAAGCAAUUAUACCAUAAGAUCCUUGGAACGUUUUCAUUUGUAUGUCAUACAAGUGCAAGCCUGUAAUCAUGCGGGUUGCAGUAGCUAUAACUUGCUAACCACUAGGACUAACUAUUCUAUAGCAGCCGAUAAAGUGUAUGACUUUACGGCCUGUAAACUACCCCACUCUAAUGAUUAUAGGAUACAUUUUUCAGAACCUCAGCUACCAAAUGGUUAUAUUACCUCUUAUGCCCUACACUUACGUUACCACAUCCCCACAAGCAGCAGAACAAACAGCACCCUUGAUCACAAUGAUUUGGUGUGCAUAACCCGUUUGGAACAUGAACGCAACAAUUAUCUCUAUGUGUCUCAUUCCAAUUUCACCUUCAACGAGGCCGCCGUGCGUGUUAACUCUUUGGGUCAUCGCACUUUUAUAGGUUGGUUUAAUAUCACCACAUGUCCCACAACUAAAUUGGCGGGAGGCUCAAGCCAUGGCUGGAAUAUUUUCCUUGUAUUCUUUUUAAUUGGAGCAGGUGGUACUGUUUUGUGGGUUUGCUAUAAACGUCGUUAUUGGCGAAAAAUACCUCAACUGCGCCGUUAUUUACCCUUGCAUAUGGGUUGGAGCUAUUUACGACCCGAAUCGCAUACACCGGAGGAUCGUCAGAUUUUAGUGGAUGGUUUCGAAACUGUACGUUUCCAUAAUAGUCCCGAUGAAGAUAAGAAAUAUUUGGUACAUUUGGGUAAAAGAAAUUGAAUGAAUGAA